CAUUAGUUGCAGCUAGUGUAUAGUUUACGUCACUGCUUACUAUUUUUAAGUGUAUUCCAUACAGUUCCCAAUUUUUAUGUAUUUUUCCUACCUUCCAGGCAGCCAUUCAUUUGUUUAGGAUAUGAAAUCAAUUGCCAGACUCCCCAAACUCGAUUUAGUUGUGUAAUCCAACACUCUCCAUUAAUUACUUUUUUUUUUAAUGACAAAACAAAUGUGGAAAAGAUGUUGGCUGAGGUGGGUUGCAAAUCUCAGGAGAGUUUCAAGAGCCAUUUUCAAAUAUAUUUCUAUUGAGCAGCUCACUUCACAUAAAGAUGCAAAUAAAAUUGAUCAGUUGAUCUGCAAUCAUUUUGAGAAUCAGUUAAUCGUUUAAGUAAUUUUUAAAACAAAAAUGCCAAACAUUCACUAAUAUCAGCUUCUCAUUUGUGAUGAUUUCCUUCUUUUCUUGGUCUUGGAUUUUUGGUCAUAAUAAUAAGAUAUCAAGAGGACGUCCCUUUGGGCACUAGGAAAUUGAAGUUGGAGGCAUUUGUCACAUUUUAUAGACCAUAUGAUUAAUGUAUUAAUGGAGAAAAUAAUUGGCAAAUUAAUCGAUAAUGAAAAUAAUUGCUAGUUGCAACCAUAAAUUGAUAUGGUUGUUGCUUAGUUUGAUUAUCAUAUUAAACCAAAGAAUGUGUUAUUGGCAUUCAAACGGUAAGUGAAAAACAUAGGAACGAUCAACAAAUUGAGAAGAAAAGGCAAAGUAGAGCCCAGAUAAACCCACUCUGACACCCUAUUCCAUGUUUCCAGAGCCAGUCAAUUGAUUUUCAUAUUGUACUGAAACAACUGUAAGUCAGUGGCUGGGUGGAAGGUCAGAAAAGUAUAUUAAAACAACAGCACAGUGUAAAAAAUGGUUAAGAGCAGAGUACGUGGUUUGUCCCUAAUGGUCUAAAACACGCAUAAUGACUGGUAUGUAUGGUAACAGGUAGUCAUAGAGUGGGCGAGAUUUUUAAAGUAUAUACCACUUUAGCUCUUUUCAACCACUUUCAGUGGCAACAUUGUGGACUUGUCAAUGUGAGUCAGUGUGGGUCCCACUGGCCCCCAUAUCAGCAAUCCUCUGUGAGUCAGUGACCCCAUUUCACUCAAGGCAGGAAAAUUAAUAACAGGGAGCAGCUGCCUCAUGGGAACUGCAAGGGACUGGCAGUCACAAGCACACAUAAGUGUUGGGCCACGUUGGGUCACAGAAAACAUUCAGAUGCUUAUGUUCUGACUUUGCAACUGCACACAUUAGUCCCUGCAAGUCCUACUAGUUUCUUGCAAAAAAUGAAACGGGAGUCGUGUUUAAAUUGGACGUACUGUAUGCGCAGGAAUACACCUCUGAAAAAUUUUGAUUGGCAGAUUUGGUAUUUGACAGGUUGAGAUCACUCAUUCGUGAUUAUUCAAGUAAAAAUAAAUGUCUAAUAUUUUAAGGCUGCAACCAAUGUUUAUUUUCAUUUUUGGUUAAAAUCUGAAUCAUUAUAAUUAGUUAACAGUCCCUAUCACAGUUUUUAUUACCCCGUGAGACAAAGAAAAAGCAGUGAACAAUCACAUCUGAGAAGCUGGAACAAGGUAACAUUUGGCAUUUUUUGUUUGAAAAAUAACUCGAAUGAUUAAUCGACUCACAAAAUAGUUAUUUUUUUGGUAAAUCUAUUCAUUAGUUAAUCAUCUAGUAAUUUCAUCCCUGUAAAAUUUUAUUGCAAGAAUGCAGCUUUCAUUAUAUUCGUUAACUGCACUUUUAUCAUUUCAUUAUGUAAUAUCAAAAUCAGAUCUUGUAUGUAUUUCUUCAGGCUCUUGCAUUAAGUUCUCAGGAGAUAUGCAUCUUAUUAGGGCUGCAACUAUUGAUUAUUUUCAUCAUUGAUUAAUGGGUUAAUUAUUAUUUUUGUUUUUACAAUAAAGCAAAUAAUCACUUAGGCUAUUAACUGUUAGAAAUCAGUGCAAAAUUUAAUUUAUCAGUUUCCCAGUUUCUCACAUUUUUUAGGGGCAAAAAAACAGAAUAUUUUGCAUUUUUACUUGAAAAAUGCAAAACCAUUAAGUAUUUAAAAACUUUCUGAUGAUUGAUUUUAUGUUGACUAAAAACACAUCUAUUUGUUAUUUUCACGCUUAAACUGUAGUUCAAUGUUUCAUUGCUUGUGCAUUGGUUUAGGGAAUUUCACAACACUCUGGUUUAUGAAACCUCAAAUUAAAUCAAAAUGCGAGUUCAAGCUAAAACCCUGUGUGCUUUUCUUAAACAGAAAAGAGAUCAUACUUGGAAGAUGUGAGUGUGUUAUACAUGAACAAUGAAAUGGAUGUAUAUUACAUACUGUUUGGUGUGCUUCGGUGUCAGCUGCAGGCAAUGACAGACUUCUGAGAACGAUUUGUUGUAGUUUGUGUAGUUAGACCUCUCAGGCCAAGGUGACUUCACACGCUCACUUUGCUCUCUUUCCCUCCCUAGCCUGCCGUUUUUCUCUUCAUGAAAAGCACUUUUAAAAGCAGGUUGCCAUGGAUACUGCAAUCUCCCUAACAGCUUCCAGUACCCGAGAAUAUGAACCAUUUCAUAAUUAAUCUGUCAUUUACUCGCCCAUCCAUCCAUGUUUUUUUUCCUUUCCAAUGAACCAUGCGCACAUGUACUUGGAAAUAUUUGUGCAAUUGAAAAAAUACAGUAUAUGUGGAUAAAGAACAGUUAUUCGUUUUGGUGUGUUGAACAUGUAAAGCUUGUUCAACUCAGAAUAUGUCAUUUUUUUCAGCAUCGCUGCAUGGGACUUGUUUGUGUAAUGAUGUGCAGUAUAUUGUCAUAUCCUUGUAACAUUGACCGCCGAAAAAUUAUGAAAUUUGAGCUGUUGUCACCAUCAUAACUACAAUACAUGAUCCUGGCCACCAUCACCGCCAACUGUGUCGUCCUGGCCUUGGAGCAGCACCUCCCAGGAGAGGAUAAGACCCCCAUGGCAAAGAGACUGGAGAAGACAGAGCCAUACUUUAUUGGGAUCUUCUGCUUCGAGGCAGGGAUCAAGCUUGUGGCCCUCGGUUUUGUUUUCCAUAAAGGUUCCUACCUGAGGAACGGCUGGAACGUCAUGGACUUCAUAGUCGUGCUCAGUGGGAUCCUGGCCACUGCUGGUGCCCACAUGAACAUCCCAGUCGACCUUCGAACCCUGAGGGCUGUGCGAGUGCUGAGACCUCUCAAACUCGUCUCUGGGAUCCCCAGCCUGCAGAUUGUGCUGAAGUCUAUCAUGAAGGCCAUGAUACCGCUGCUUCAGAUUGGCCUUUUGUUAUUCUUUGCUAUCCUCAUGUUUGCCAUCAUUGGUCUGGAGUUCUACAGUGGGAAGCUUCACCACACCUGCCUGCCAUCUGUUGACAUCCUUGACAAUGAGACUGUUGACUCAUCCGAGUUGGCAUUUGCAUGUGGAGUGAGGAAGUGUCCAGAGAAGUACGACUGCAACGACACCUGGAUCGGGCCCAAUGACGGCAUCACGCAGUUCGACAACAUCCUGUUUGCUGUGCUCACCGUCUUCCAGUGUAUUACCAUGGAGGGAUGGACGGCCGUCCUUUAUAAUACCAACGACGCCUUGGGUCCCACGUGGAACUGGAUGUACUUCAUCCCCCUCAUCAUCAUUGGCUCAUUUUUUGUCCUGAACCUGGUGUUGGGAGUCUUGUCUGGAGAAUUUGCCAAGGAGAGGGAGAGGGUGGAGAACCGGCGAGCCUUCAUGAAGCUGCGCCGCCAACAGCAGGUGGAAAGGGAACUGAAUGGCUACCGAGCCUGGAUAGACAGGGCAGAGGAGGUUAUGCUUGCAGAGGAGAAUAAAAAUUCAGGGAGAUCGCCGUUAGAUGUGCUAAAGAGAGCCAGUAAGAAGACUGGUGCACGGAGAGGAGCACCGGGGGACGACAAGUAUACAGACACGUCUACUGCCAGCAUGUCGCGAUCGAGGAUGAACUUCCGCAGCGGCCGCCGUGGCCCUGCUGCCUACCUGCGACGUAAAGAGCGCAUGUUACGCAUCUCCAUCCGCCGCAUGGUGAAGACAGACACUUUCUACUUGAUGGUGCUCAGUCUGGUGGCUCUGAACACUAUCUGCGUGGCCAUCGUCCACCACAACCAGCCUGACUGGCUGACCAUCUUCCUCUACUAUGCAGAGUUUGUUUUCCUGGGACUGUUUUUGGCAGAGAUGUUUCUGAAAAUGUAUGGUCUUGGUUUCCGGCUGUACUUCCAUUCAUCUUUCAACUGCUUUGACUGUGGGGUCAUUGUUGGCAGCAUCUUUGAGGUGGUUUGGGGCUUCUUCAGGCCUGGCAUGUCAUUUGGGAUCAGCGUACUGAGGGCACUGAGACUUCUGAGAAUUUUUAAGAUCACCAAGUACUGGGCCUCUCUCAGGAACCUGGUUGUGUCCCUCAUGAGCUCCAUGAAGUCAAUCAUCAGCCUGCUUUUUCUUCUCUUCCUCUUCAUCGUGGUGUUUGCUCUGCUGGGCAUGCAGCUUUUUGGAGGAAGGUUCAUCUUUGAAGAUUACACUCCCACCAACUUUGACACGUUUCCAGCUGCCAUCAUGACAGUGUUUCAGAUUCUGACUGGUGAGGACUGGAAUGAGGUGAUGUACAAUGGGAUUCGCUCACAGGGAGGUGUGCAGUAUGGCAUGUGGUCAUCGAUCUACUUCAUUGUGCUCACACUAUUUGGAAACUACACGCUGCUGAAUGUCUUCUUGGCCAUCGCUGUGGAUAAUUUGGCCAACGCACAGGAGCUGACAAAGGAUGAAGAGGAAGAAGAGGAGUUCUUCAACCAGAGAUAUGCCAGAGGCAGGGAUGGCUUGAUCUCUGAUGGGAGAAGAAGACCGUACCUAUACAGAAAACGGGCGAUCCACCGAGGUCGUCCAAACUUCCCAGAGGAGCCCGAGGGUGUGACAGUGGCCGCAGACGAGCAGCCUCUCAAUGGGUCCAACGCCUUCGCCAACCGCCGUGAGAGGAGGAGAAAAGUUAACAUGUCAGUGUGGGAGCAGAGAGCCAACCAGCUACGCAAACGUCGCCAGAUGGCAAGCAGAGAGGAGCUGUUUGGCAGCCCUACGGAGGACACCAUCGAAACUCCCACUAUUGCCCACCACGUUCCCACCCUUUCCCCAGAGGCCAGUCCAGCUCACCUGCCUGAGUCUCCCAUGUCUGUUGGGAUGCCCCUCCCCGAGCCUCCUAUGUCCAUCUCCAUCCCUAUCCCUGAGCCUCCGGCGGCUGAGCCUCUGGUUAACCUGAGCGAGGAGAAAACAGCAGGAGCUAACCACCGGACUGCAGGUGGAGGCAGGCACAGGAUAGCCCGCAAGUUCCGGCCCAGUCAGGGGCCGGAUGAAGGGGCCCGGCACAGACGCCACAGGCACCGCGAGGCUCGCACUGAGGCCAAGAGUCUGGACUGUAUGCAGUCGCCACAUGAGGUGCCACAAGUGAGACGGUCGCUCAGCCAGGAGAGGAAGAUACUGGAUGAGAAGGAAGACAGAGAGGAGAGAGAGAAAGCAGAGGUAGAAGGAGGGUCAGUCCAAGACGACUGUGGAACCUGCAUCAUCAACCCAUAUGCAGAAGUUAGAGAAGACUGUAGAAGAGCUGCUGUUCCGAGUGUCGACAUUCCUGAUCCUCCUCAAUGUGAGCAGCUGCUUGACUGCACCUGGUCAGAGCAGGGUGAAGGCGGGCACACAGACCAGUACGAGCCCCUGUGCCAAAACAUCCCGGUGGAGCCCGCUUUAGAGGCCACAGAGUAUUCUGUGAGCGCCAUCGAGUCAGAGAACCGCCAGGUCUCCAUCAAACGUGACAAGUCCAACCUGGAGGGAAGUGUGGCCAUCGAAAUGUCCGCACAACCGCUGCUGGAGCUCACACCCAUGACAGUGAACAGUAAAGAGUUGGAGGCGUACCAGUCCGAGCAGAAAGAGAAAGAGGAGGAGACGGAGGAGGAGGAACCUCCGAUUCCUACCAAACCUGUAGCUCCAGACAGCAUGUUCAUCUUCAAGGCCUCCAACCCUAUCAGAAGGAUCUGCCACUAUGUGGUCACUCUACGCUACUUCGAGAUGACCAUCCUCCUUGUGAUCGUGGCGAGCAGCAUUGCACUGGCCGCCGAGGACCCUGUGUGCACCAGCUCAGAUAGAAACAAGGUCCUCCGUUAUUUUGAUUAUGUCUUCACUGGAGUGUUCACCUUUGAAAUGAUCAUUAAGAUGAUAGACCAGGGUCUCAUUCUGCACGACGGCUCUUAUUUCCGAGACAUGUGGAACAUCCUGGACUUCAUUGUGGUGGUGGGAGCUCUGAUUGCCUUUGCUCUAACGAACAACAAAGGCCGAGACAUCAAGACAAUAAAGUCUCUCAGAGUUUUGAGAGUUCUGCGACCUCUUAAAACUAUCAAGAGACUUCCUAAACUCAAGGCUGUUUUUGAUUGUGUGGUUACGUCUCUGAAGAACGUCCUCAACAUCCUCAUCGUGUACCAGCUCUUCAUGUUCAUCUUUGCUGUCAUUGCGGUGCAGCUCUUUAAGGGGAAGUUCUUCUAUUGCACUGACAGCUCCAUGAAUACAGAGAAGGAAUGCCAAGGCUACUACAUUGACUACAGCAGAGACAAAAAGGAGGUGAAGAGAAGAGAGUGGAAGAGGCACGAGUUUCACUACGACAACGUCUGCUGGGCCCUCCUCACACUUUUCACUGUCUCAACUGGAGAGGGAUGGCCUCAGGUCCUGCAGCACUCGACUGAUGUAACAGAGGAGAACAUGGGGCCGAGUCGGGGAAAUCGAAUGGAGAUGUCCAUUUUCUAUGUGGUUUACUUCGUGGUCUUCCCGUUCUUCUUUGUCAACAUCUUCGUGGCUCUGAUCAUCAUCACUUUCCAGGAGCAGGGCGACAAGAUGAUUCAGGAGUGCAGUCUGGAGAAGAACGAGAGGGCUUGCAUCGACUUUGCCAUCAGCGCCAAGCCGAUGACCCGCUACAUGCCCCAGAACAGACAAACCUUCCAGUACAGACUGUGGCACUUUGUGGCAUCGCCCUCUUUUGAGUACACGGUGCUCGUCAUGAUCGCCCUCAACACUGUGGUCCUCAUGAUGAAGUACCACUCAGCCCCAACAGCGUACGAUACAGUCCUGAAACACCUAAACACAGCUUUCACUGUCCUCUUCUCCAUGGAGUGUAUACUGAAGAUUAUGGCAUUUGGUUUAGUGAACUACUUUCGAGAUACUUGGAAUAUUUUUGAUUUCAUCACUGUUCUUGGCAGCAUCACUGAGAUAAUUGUGGAUUUACAGUCGGUGAACACCAUCAACAUGAGUUUCCUGAAGCUUUUCCGAACAGCCAGGUUGAUCAAGCUGCUGAGACAGGGUUACACCAUCCGUAUCCUGCUGUGGACCUUCGUACAAUCGUUUAAGGCUCUUCCUUAUGUCUGUCUCCUCAUUGCUAUGCUUUUCUUCAUAUAUGCCAUAAUUGGAAUGCAGGUGUUUGGAAACAUCAAGCUGAAUGAUGAGAGUCACAUCAAUCAGCACAACAAUUUUAAGACAUUUUUCAGCGCACUGAUGCUUCUGUUCAGGAGUGCGACAGGAGAGUCCUGGCAGGAGAUCAUGCUCUCAUGUCUAUCAGGUCAGGAGUGUGAACCAGACCCCUCCAUCGCCCCCCUCACUCUGUCUCCAGACCAUGAGGGAGGCUGUGGGACUGACUUUGCUUACUGCUACUUCGUCUCUUUCAUCUUCUUCAGCUCGUUCCUGAUGCUAAAUCUGUUUGUGGCAGUGAUUAUGGAUAACUUUGAGUACCUGACGCGAGACUCCUCAAUCCUCGGUCCCCAUCACCUGGACGAGUUUGUCCGCAUCUGGGGGGAGUAUGAUCGUUUGGCAUGUGGUCGUAUCCACUACACAGCCAUGUACGAGAUGUUAACACACAUGUCGCCACCCCUGGGCCUGGGCAAAAAAUGUCCUGCGAAGAUCGCCUAUAAGAGGUUGGUGUUGAUGAACAUGCCUGUGGACGAGGACAUGACCGUCCACUUCACCUCCACUCUGAUGUCGCUCAUCCGCACAGCUUUGGACAUCAAAAUAGCUCGAGGUGGUGAGGACCGCAUCGCUCUGGACACGGAACUGCAGAAAGAGAUCAGUAUCAUUUGGCCCUAUCUGCCUCAGAAGACCUUGGACCUAUUGGUACCUAUCAACAAAGAUACGGACAUGACAGUGGGGAAGAUCUAUGCUUCGAUGAUGAUAAUGGACUACUUCAAACAGAACAAAGCCAAGAAGCUCAGGCAACAACUAGAAGCUCAGAAGAGUAACUUGAUGUUCAAGCGUCUAGAUGCCUCUACCCUCCCAGAGGACAUUCUCUCCAACACCCAGCCGCUGCCGAUGAUGGCUCACAGCGCUGGCUCAGCCCUGACCAGAGGAGGCUUUGUGGCUUUGAGCCCAAUCUCACCCCAGGAACUGUUUUUGCAGCCCAUGAGCUCCGACACUGAAGCAAGUCAACAGCAGAAUCUGCAGACGGAGGUUGCAAGCGGCUCCAUGAAGCGUUCAGCGUCCACUGUGGGGGAUCAGCGGGUGAAUGGUCUUUGGCAAGAGGAGAAAAGUCCUGAGCGAACGUAUCGACCUCGUCACAAAAGCUACAAGGCUGCUGUUUCUCGGUCUGAACACUGGCAGCAGGGCGACAGGGAGCGUGGCCGGUCUAAGGAACGCUGUCACCUCCUCUCUCCAGACACGUCUCGUUGUAAUUCAGAGGAAAGAAGCUUGCAGCCCUCACGAUCCUCCAGCGUAGAGAGAGCACACCCCCAAGAUAAACAGGGCAACAGCUCAGACAGUCCAGUGCCCUCCACCUCAGAGUCCAGCACCCCCAGUGGCAGACGACCAUUAUCGCAAACCCCGACCCGCUCUCGCCCUCACAUCUCCUACUCCCCGCUCGUGUGUCGCACGCAAGCCUCCGUCGGUGAAGACGAAGAUGAACAGGGCAGCCCGGAGACCAUGAGGCGGCGCAAGCCCAGCUGGGAGACCCAAGAGGGGGUCACAGGAGAGAGGUUGGCUGAGGCAGGCCAACACCCGUCCCCACCUCGACGCUACCCCUCUGAGCCAUUCCUGGCCUCACAAGAGGACGACCACAGCCCAGACCCGUCUGGUCCAAUGGAGACGUUGACCUUCGAAGCAGCUGUGGCCUGCAGCCUGGGACGCUCAAACACCAUAAGCUCAGCCCGCCCGCACUUGCGGACUGGCUGGCAGGUCCCCAACGGACACUUUCGGAAGCGUCUGGCGCAGACGGCCUCAGUUGCAGGCUGUGAUCCUCUAAGCGACACAGAGGAGGACGACAGGUGCUAGGGACAGGAGGCACGGCACGAAAGAGGAGGGGGGGAUCCCAGAGAGGUGUUAGAGGAGGACGCUGUACGACAGUGUACAGAGUGAAGGUCAAUUUGACUCUUUUUGCAUCAGUUCAUGGAGGCCAAGAGCCCUCUGGAUGCUUGGUCAAAUUUGAACCCAAAACAACGAAGAACAAUACUUCCUGAAACUGUAGUUGCCAAUUCACACAGAACACUGACAUUAAAUAAGGUCUAUUUCCUGACUUGUACUUGAUGAUAGAGAGUAAUAAUACAUCUCAAAUACUCCUGGGAUGAAGAAAAUAAAUGAAUGGAUCACAUUAUAUAAUUUUUGUCAGUAUAAGGUAUUUUCAUUUCUGAAGAUGUUUCUAAAUGAUUCAGUGUUGCUCUAAACAGUGUUUAUCUGUGGGGUGUGUGAAUAUGUAACUACAUUUUCUUAUAAAUUAAUUGUUUUGUAAAUAAAUUGUGAUCAUCACACCAUUGCCAUUUAUUAGAACAGAUUGAUACAAAAAGCCAUCAUGAAGAGGCGAUCUGAUACUUAACCAGACAAUGUGGAUAUUAAAACGUAAAACUCAAUAAUGCUGGAUUUUUUUACAGUAUGAAUGAAUGUGCGGGGGAGAAACUGCCUGAUUUUCCCCAGCAUUUUUCUUUUUGGUAUUGAACAUAAGAAGUUGUGAUAGAAGAAUACAGUUAGAGAAUAACAUAGAAAAGAUGCUUAUUUGUUAUUUCCCCCUGCGUUAUUGUUACAUCAUGCCUACUCCAAACCUCAAACCUUUAAAAUUCCUUAAUUAUUCUUCAAAACAGUCUACUACUUUUAUUUUUACCAGUCUACACCUUUUGAAUGAGAACUUUCCAACAAUUAUAUUUAACAUUUGAUUUUGAAAAUUUUUGGGCGUGUAAUUUUACCAUGACCUGAUAUGAAAACAAAUGAUCUUUCAUCCAUGAUCUUGUAACUCUUUCCCUUUUUCUUCCUUGUGAAUAUUGUAUGAACCACUGCAGACAAUGACUGUAGAAACACUGUAAACACAUCAUGACACAUUUUGCAUCAUCAUCAAUUAACAUCAAUCUGUUGCUUACUAAUAAUGUACAGAGAAAUUAUGCUGUUUGUAACAUUUAGAGAAAAAAAAUAAUAAACAGUAUCAGUUGAUGAGCUUUAAAGGUAAAGGAAUAUUUGAAAAUGUUCAUUUUAAGGUUUGUGUAUUUGUUUUAUUUGCCUAAAGACGGCCAAUUCUGUGAAACUCACUUAACCAAAAACAUGGAGAUUUGUAUCAUAAAUUCCUGGAAUGCAAAUACUUUGUGGGUUUUUAUGUGUACAAUAGCUGUAUAUACAAAUAAAGG
This is a messenger RNA of Xiphias gladius (swordfish), 10573 nucleotides long. Its product is annotated as voltage-dependent R-type calcium channel subunit alpha-1E-like. Gene Ontology annotation, molecular function: high voltage-gated calcium channel activity. Gene Ontology annotation, cellular component: voltage-gated calcium channel complex; neuronal cell body; membrane. Bases 2853 to 9239 code for a protein of 2128 amino acids. The transcript is spliced from 45 exons. Lineage: Eukaryota; Metazoa; Chordata; Actinopteri; Istiophoriformes; Xiphiidae. Gene Ontology annotation, biological process: chemical synaptic transmission; calcium ion import across plasma membrane. The record is from RefSeq and is a predicted model, not a curated record.